GCGCUGUGCGGCGGGGUGCUGCGGGAAGGACGGCUCGCGGGGCCGCGCGCUCACCCCGAGGGGGACCUGGGAGCCGCCGGAUUGCAGGGCUGGUGUACCAGCGUCAGGCCGGAAGAGCCUGCCUGCACCCCCUGUGCCCUGCCCCUGCCACCGGCCCAGUGGAGCCAGGACCAGCUGCUGCUUGCCUUCCCGCUCCCACGCUGUCCCCUGGCCUCCGGUCAUGGCACCCCUGCUCGGCCUGCUGCUGGUGGCCCUGGUGGGCCUGCCUCUGGCCCAGGCUCUGGACUGCCAUGUGUGUGCCUACAACGGAGACAACUGCUUCAACCCUAUGCGCUGCCCCGCCAUGGUCUCGUACUGCAUGACCACGCGCACCUACUACACCCCGUACCGGAUGAAGGUGAGCAAGUCCUGUGUACCCAGCUGCUUUGAGACGGUAUACGAUGGCUACUCCAAGCACGCAUCCACCACCUCCUGCUGCCAGUAUGACCUCUGCAAUGGGGCUGGCUUUGCCACCCCAGCCCUCCUGGCCUUGGCCCCCAUUCUCCUGUCCACCCUUUGGGGUCUGCUGUGAGGCCCUGGCUCCCAGGGAAGACCAACUCAAAAGCAAAGCUCUCAAGAGACUCUUGUACCCUCUUAUACUGCACCCCACUCAACCCCACUUCCUACUCUCCUGAGACUCCCGCCAGCCGUCCCCAGGCCCAGGGCUGUCAGGGAGGACUGCUGAGCUCCAGCUUCCCAUAGAACCUCGCUUCAGGGCCAUGACAGUCACUUCUCAAACGGCUGCUGUGUGACCCUGAACCUCCAGGGUGCCGGGCCCUCCUCUGUGGGGGGAAGGGGCCAGAGUGCUGUUUGUAGCCGGAGGGAGUCCAGGCAGUUCAGGAUCACUGAUUUCAUGGGGGCAGCAGCCAAACCCCCACCUUCCAUGCAGAAAGCUCCCACUCAGCGUGGUAGGUGCUGGGUGGAAGGAGGGAAGAUCAGGAGCCAGCUAGGGGCCGUGCAGGACCCAGCAGGGCUUCUUGCCCAGGGCAGGAUGGAGUGAGCCAAGGGGAGGAAGGCCUUUGUCACUGCCAGCUGCUCCUGGAGCUCUGCCAAGUUUAGAGUCCUAGAGCGCUUGGCCAGGGGAGUGGGCAGUGCACCUCACCAGGCCUGCUGUCCCUCCAGUGCUCGAGGCUGUCUGGGGCACUGGGAGGCGUAUGCGCCCAGGGCGCAGCUAGACCCCUUCACCUUCCCAUCCUCCUCUCUCCCCACCCUGGUAUGAGGCCCAGUAUCCUGAGGCUGGCAGGGAUCGGGGACGUGGGGGUGGACAGGCUGUGCUAUAUUCAGUCUGGCCUGCCUGCUGGCCAGGGCCAGCGCUAUUCUGG
Messenger RNA from Dipodomys spectabilis (banner-tailed kangaroo rat), 1361 nucleotides. It is a transcript of the gene Lynx1, whose product is annotated as Ly6/neurotoxin 1. Lineage: Eukaryota; Metazoa; Chordata; Mammalia; Rodentia; Heteromyidae. Bases 221 to 571 code for a protein of 116 amino acids. The transcript is spliced from 5 exons. The record is from RefSeq and is a predicted model, not a curated record.